CAUCAGUUAACAUUUAACGUUCGCGAUAAACGGUAGUAUUAUCUUUACGCUAUAUUAAUUUAUUAAGAGAAGUUAAAGUGUGUUUGGUGUUUUCUAAAGUAUAAAAAGAUGGACCAAGUGAUCAAAACAAUACUAUUAAUGUCUCUAUUAUCAGUUCAAGCGACGCCACUUGUCACCAGAGAGAGUUUGAUGAAGAGCGAAAAACUACAAUUCGAGUGCACACAAAUGAUAGUCUUAAACGGUAUGUUUACAUUCAAAGAAAAAAUCGCCAGUCUCCACGGUAUACCAGCAGAUAUGAGAGUCCAAUGGAAAACAGAUGAUAUAUUCUUUACUCUCGUAAGCAACGAAAUGAAAAUGAGCCUACAAGUCUUAAAAACCAGUGGUGACGUUGAGACUAUAAAAGUAGCUGGUCUUGGUCAAUCUAGCACAGUAGAUAACCUAAAUGACAUCGUGUAUCUUGGAACAGAUAAUGGUGUCUAUAAAUACAAAGAGGAUGGAUCUAUUGAAAUGCAUACAGCUUUGGGCGAAGAUGUUAUGUACAUAGCAUUGAACAAUGAUGGUAGCACCAUGUAUAUAGCUACAUGGCCGCAAAAUAGGGUGUUCAAAAUUAAUAAAGAGACUCAAAGCUUAGAAAGAUUUAAUCCUAUUACCAACGGGCAUGGAUUAACGAUUGAUACAAGAAAUAAUAUGUUUUUCGUCGACGUAGCAACUGAAACGUUGUAUGUUUUAAAGAAUGGUGAAAAUAUACCUAUAAAAGUUAAAGGUUUGCAUGAUGAUAAGAUGAUUAAUGUGUUUGUAAGCAGAUCCGAUGCUGUUUUUGCAAUGGAUGAUAAUAGCAAUAUGUUUCAAAUCGACGUAGAAAAUGAAGUAGCGAAAUUUCUGAGGAAUUUCAACAUUACUGGAGUGAAUACGUUCGCAAUGGACUCGGCAGAUAAUGUCAUAAUUGGAAUGAAAGGAGCAAUAUACAAAUAUUACAUUUACGAGAAAAACCCAUGUAAUAUGAUUGCAGCAACACACCCUAGAUUCAUGAUUCGGCACGAAAGACGGCGGCGGCAAAAAAGAGCAACAACAACAACAACAACAGAAUUCUAUGACGAAGACGAUGAGGAAGAAGAUGAUGACGAUUGAGGAUAAUUUUAGAAAUCUGAAGAAUAGGCAAAAGAAAAUGCAAUACUUAUUAAUAGUGUACAGCGCCACCUAUGGAGCUUUACUUAAUCUAUAAAUGCAACUUAACGUGCUGCCACCUUGAAGGUUACCUAUUUGUUAAUUUUUCGCAAGAUGGCGCUGUUAAGCCCUAUUGUUUUAUUUUUUUUAAAUGUUAAGAUUUUUAGCUAUCUACCGGUUUUCAAUAAAAAAAUUAUAAUAUUCAUGCACUCAAUCUUUAUUCAGUCAACAUUAAUUGUUAUUUGAAAUAACUGUAGGUAAGCAGAAACUAAACGCUAAAGCUGUUAAUAAAAAU
This is a messenger RNA of Amyelois transitella, 1459 nucleotides long. RefSeq lists its product as uncharacterized. Bases 109 to 1128 code for a protein of 339 amino acids. The record is from RefSeq and is a predicted model, not a curated record. Gene Ontology annotation, molecular function: protein binding. The transcript is spliced from 3 exons. Lineage: Eukaryota; Metazoa; Arthropoda; Insecta; Lepidoptera; Pyralidae.